AUGGGUAAACACGACAAGAAGACCGGAAAGGGUCGUUUGGAUAAAUUCUACAAGCUUGCAAAAGAGCAGGGAUACAGAGCUCGUUCAGCCUUCAAGCUGGUCCACUUGAACCGAAAGUACGACUUUCUCGCCUCAUCCAAAUGCUGUAUCGAUCUCUGUGCCGCGCCCGGAGGAUGGCUGCAGGUCGCCGAAAAGUACAUGCCUAAAGGCUCCCUCAUCGUCGGAGUCGAUCUCAACCCGAUCAAACCCCUUCAACACGUAUCCACCUUUGUCUCCGACAUUACCACUCCCCAAUGUCGCCAGCUCCUCCGUUCGCACCUGCACGACUGGAAGGCCGAUCUCGUCCUGCACGACGGAGCGCCGAACGUCGGAUCCGCGUGGGUGCAGGAUGCGUUCACGCAGAACGAACUCGUGCUUCAGAGUUUGAAGCUGGCGACGGAGUUUCUGUGCAAGGGGGGUAACUUUGUCACUAAGGUGUUCAGAAGUCAGGACUAUAAUGCCCUGAUGUGGGUGUUCCAGCAGUUGUUCAAGACUGUUGAGGCAACCAAGCCGCCCAGUUCCAGAAACGUCUCUGCGGAAAUCUUCGUUGUCUGCCAAAACUUCAUCGCUCCUAAGCACAUCGAUCCAAAGUUCCUCGACCCCAAGCACGUCUUCAAGGACGCUGCCCCUCUCCCACCAUCCAUCAUCCUCCCUUCCGCCGCCGCCGCCGCCUCGUCCGCCGCCGUCGCCAAGUCCCAAUCCGGCUCUCAUGCGCAUGCCAAUGUCUUCAUGCCCGAGAAGAAACGCAGACAUAGGGAGGGUUAUGCCGAGGGCGAGUUCACAAAUUUUCACGCUGCGACAGCGUCGGACUUUGUCAAGGGUCACGAUGCGGUGGGACUGUUGGGUAUGAUGAACAAGAUCGAGUUUGUCACGGAGGAAGAGAAGGGCUGGCUCAAGUCGAGACAUACCACCUCGGCGGUCAUUUCCAGCUGUGAAGAUCUGAAGGUGCUGGGCAAGUCGGACUUCAAGCAAUUGAUGAAGUGGCGGUUGGCGAUCCGACUGGAGAUUGGGCUGGACGUCAAGGCGGAUACAGCGCAGGACGCGACGGAGGAGGUGGUAGUAGAGGAGAUCGACGAGGAGGAGCAAAUCAGCGAAGAGCUCAAGAAACUUCACGAGGCUCGGAUGACUCGGCAAAAACGCGAAAAGAAGCGUGCCAACGAAAAGAAGAAUGCGACCAUCCUAAAACUCCAACUCAACAUGACCGCCCCCGAAGACCUGGACAAUGACGAUCGGGGUCUUGCCGGGGAAGAGACGUUUGAUCUGGGAGAGAUGGAGCGGGAGGCAGGUCGGCGCGGGAAGAAGCGGGCAGUCGACGAUAUCGUCGCCGAUCAGGAUGGGAUGGACGCUUCCGAGUCUGAAUCGGAGGAGGAAGAGUCGGAGGAGGAGGUGUUUGAUUCGGAGGAGGAACGGGAGUUGCGACUCGGCGCACUCGAGGGGGAACUCGACGGAAUGUACGACGACUACACGCAACGCAUGGCGGAGCGGGACGCCAAGUACAAGGUCAAGCAGGCGCGGUUGAAGGACAAGAAUUACGAUGCGUGGCAUGGGAUCAACGAGGAGAAGAAUGGAGGUGGGAGUGGGAGCGAUAGCGAUGUCGGGGUAUCAAAAGGCUGGAAGGAUCAGCUGGUGCGUCAGCCGCGGCGAGGGGAUGCGCUCGAGGACGAUGAGGAGGAAGAGGAGGAGGCGGGCGGAUGGGAGUUGAGGCUAGCGGGCAAGGCGAGGGUGGGGGAGUCGGACUCUGAUUCGGAUUCGGAUGACGAGGAUCAGCCGGCCAAGAAGAGCCGCAAGGCGACGUUUGGGAAGGCGGAUGAGGGAGCAGCCAAGCCUCAGGUGAAAGGAAAGGCGGAGGGGCGGAAGCUGGUGCGCAGUCUGGUGGAGCCGGAGGAGAGGAAGCAGAUGAGUCGACAGGCUCAGCUGUGGUUUGACCAGAACGUCUUCAAGGGCGUUGGGGACCUCGCUGCGCUCGACGGGGAUGAGGAGGAGAGCGAGGAGGAAGAGGAUGAGGGGAUGGAGGGGGACACGGAAGAGGAGGAGGAUGAUGUCGAUAUGGAGGCUGGUUCUACCCAAAGCUCCACGGUCGACCCCGCUAGCGCCGAAGACGACGAGGGUGACGAUACGUUCGAGAUUGUCCCUCAAGCGGCGGAAGACACGGCGCCCGAAUGGGACGUGUACGACGAGGACCAGGACGAGGUCAAGGCGGCCACUGUGCGCGCCAAGGGUCUCCUCACUGCCGAGGCCGUCACCCUCGCCACCCAGCUCGUCAAUCGUCAAAUCACGGCCGACCAGCUUAUCUCGGACGGUUUCAACCGCGGCUCCACAUUCAACAAGGACGGCCUGCCCGAGUGGUUCCUGGACGACGAGUCCAAGCACUACAAGGCCAAUCUUCCGGUCACCAAGGAGGCGAUGGAUGCGUUGAAGGAGAAGCAGCGCGCAUUGGACGCGCGGCCAAUUAAGAAGGUUGCGGAAGCCAAGGCGAGGAAGAAGUUCAAGGCGCAUCAGAGGCUGGAGAAGGCCAAGAAGAAGGCGGCGGGCGUAAUGGAGACGGAGGAUCUGAGUAUGGGGGAGAAGGCGAAAGCGGUGGCAAAGGCGAUGGGGAGAGGGAGGGGCGCGGAGAAGCGGCCAGAGAAGAAGGUUGUGGUGGCUAGGGGGGCGAAUAAGGGGAUUGCCGGGAGGCCGAAGGGCGUCAAGGGGAGGUACAAGAUGACCGAUCCAAGGAUGAGGAAGGAGGUGCGCGCCAUGAAGCGGAUCAAGAAGAAGACUUCGAAGCGGUAG
Molecule: messenger RNA, 2811 nt
Organism: Dioszegia hungarica
Lineage: Eukaryota; Fungi; Basidiomycota; Tremellomycetes; Tremellales; Bulleribasidiaceae
Product: Spb1 C-terminal domain-containing protein
Exons: 7
Coding region: 1-2811 (936 amino acids)
Biological process (GO): maturation of LSU-rRNA from tricistronic rRNA transcript (SSU-rRNA, 5.8S rRNA, LSU-rRNA); maturation of 5.8S rRNA from tricistronic rRNA transcript (SSU-rRNA, 5.8S rRNA, LSU-rRNA); rRNA methylation
Cellular component (GO): nucleolus; preribosome, large subunit precursor; nucleus
Molecular function (GO): rRNA (uridine-2'-O-ribose)-methyltransferase activity; rRNA (guanine) methyltransferase activity
Source: RefSeq, a predicted model, not a curated record